Molecule: messenger RNA, 4587 nt
Organism: Arachis ipaensis
Lineage: Eukaryota; Viridiplantae; Streptophyta; Magnoliopsida; Fabales; Fabaceae
Product: C2 calcium/lipid-binding plant phosphoribosyltransferase family protein
Source: RefSeq, a predicted model, not a curated record
UGAUCCUUUCAAGUUUCAACUCAUCCUUUUAUCCAAAUAACCCCAUUCAUUAAGUAAACAUUAACAAAUUAACCUCAAAAUCAUUAUGCCACAUGAAUCAGUUAAGAAUCAAAUCAUGUUCGCUCACCCAUGAUUGGACCAAAAUAGGAGUAAAAGCAAAAUCAGAAUUCUGAAUCAUUCCUUGUUACUUUCAUAUUUUACGAUCACUUGAAAACAUAAAACCCUUAACAAAUGAAACAACGUUACACGCCAAGAAGAAUGUCCCAACAAUAAGUUACAUCAACUUGAAGCUUUCCCUUAAUCCUCUUUUAUAUUACUAAAGCUCAUGCAGCUUCUUCACCAAAUUAUUCCUUGCUUAAAGCAUAGUGAGGUCUUUUCUCCACUGUGUAACAACAAAGUGAAACAACAUUAAAUGUGUCUACUUCUACUUCUUCUACUAAUGUUGUUUUGCCUUAAUAAGUAGAACUUCCUUGCUUUCAGAAUGGAAUAUUUUGGUUACUUGUUGCAGGUAGCAACUUGAGUUUGUUGCUUAACUGUGGCAGAGACACUGGGAAGAAUUGAAAAAGGAUAUGAAGCUGGUUGUGGAGGUGAUAGAUGCUCAUGAUCUUAUGCCAAAAGACGGCGAAGGAUCAGCAAGUCCAUUCGUCGAAGUAGACUUUGAAAACCAACUAAGCAGAACAAGAACUGUCCCAAAGAACCUCAACCCAACUUGGAACCACAAGCUGUUGUUCCAGUUUGAUUCAACCAAACCUUACCAUCACCAAUCCAUUGAAGUCUCCGUCUACCACGAGAGGCGACCGGUUCCUGGCCGGAGCUUCCUCGGUCGAGUGAGAAUUCCUUGUUCCAAUCUUGUCAAGGAAGGUGAGGAAGUUUAUCAAACUUACCCUCUUGAAAAGAAGUGGUUUUUCUCUCCUGUGAAAGGUGAAAUUGGCCUUAAAGUUUAUAUUGCAUCACAUUCCAAACCCAAAAUCAGUCCUUCCAUUUUGAUUUCAGAACUUGAAAAACUCUCACCUCACACUCCUCUGCCUCAAGCACCACAAUCCAACACUAAAAAUCUUUCUCCUACUCAUUUUCAUGGCAGUCCUCCCUCAAUAACUACAGAAGAAACUUCAGAAUCUGAACCCAAAGAAGUUACUACAUCAUUUGACACUUCAGAACAAGUCACCGAAGAAUCAGGGAUAGUAAACAAAGAAGCGAAAACAAAUCUCGCUGCUCGAAUUCAGUGUAGUGGCAGUGAUACUGAUCUAGCGCCAAAGCAAGAGAAGAGAGAACCUGUCCCUGAGAGAGCUCAACAGCUACACAGACACCAAGUUCACCAGCAACCAAUGAUUUCAAUUAAGAGACGGCAGCGAGGCACGCCGGCCGCGGCCGCUAUGCAAUCUGUCAAUUUUCCUCAACAAGUCCACCGCAGUAGCCAUGACCAUCCUAGUACUCUUGGCAACAUUCCUAGCAGUCUUGACCAUCACGGCAGCCUGGAUGAUGAGGACUACAAUGUGAAGGACACCAACUUGCAGCUCGGCGAGCGGUGGCCUAAUGGUGGAAGAGGGUGGAUGAGUGGCGGCGAAAGGUUCUCGAGCACCUAUGACCUUGUUGAGCAGAUGUUCUAUCUUUAUGUCCGAGUAGUGAAAGCCAAAGAUCUUCCACCAGGCACUCUCACUUCAAGUUGUGAUCCUUAUGUGGAGGUGAAGCUUGGUAACUACAAAGGGAGAACAAAGCACAUUGAGAAGAAAUUGAACCCGGAGUGGAACCAAGUCUUCGCUUUCUCAAAAGACCGCAUUCAAUCUUCGAUUCUUGAGGUCUUUGUGAAAGAUAAAGAGAUGCUCGGAAGAGAUGACUAUCUUGGAAGGGUGAUCUUUGACCUCAAUGAGGUUCCAACCAGAGUUCCACCAGAUAGUCCUUUGGCACCUCAGUGGUACAGACUCGAAGACCGGCGAGGAGAUGGGAAGGUAAGGGGUGAUAUUAUGCUUGCAGUGUGGAUGGGAACUCAAGCAGAUGAAGCUUUCUCAGAUGCUUGGCAUGCUGAUGCUGCCUCAGUGUACGGCGAAGGCGUUUUCAACAUUAGAUCAAAGGUUUAUGUGUCUCCAAAACUGUGGUAUCUGAGAGUCAACGCUAUUGAAGCUCAAGAUGUGAUACCUAGUGACCGAAAUCGCCUACCGGAGCUUUUUGUCAAAGGACAGGUUGGCAACCAAGUUUUGAGGACAAGGAUAUGUCCAACUAGAACAACAACGCCGGUUUGGAAUGAAGAUUUGGUUUUCGUGGCGGCCGAACCAUUUGAGGAGCAACUAACAAUAACUGUGGAGGAUCAUUUGCACCCUACAAAAGAUGAGGUACUUGGGAAGAUAACCUUGCCAAUGACCCUCUUCGAGAAGCGGCUAGAUCACCGGCCGGUUCAUUCCCGUUGGUUCAAUCUGGAGAAGUAUGGUUUCGGAAUGCUAGAAGCUGAUAGGAGGAAAGAACUGAAAUUUUCAAGCAGGAUUCACCUCAGAAUUUGCCUUGAAGGGGGAUACCAUGUGAUGGAUGAAUCCACAAUGUACAUGAGUGAUCAAAGACCAACUGCAAGGCAGCUGUGGAAGCAGCCGAUUGGGAUACUUGAAGUAGGCAUCUUAGGAGCACAGGGGCUUCUCCCAAUGAAGAUGAAGGAUAGCCGCGGCAGCACAGAUGCCUACUGUGUCGCCAAGUACAGCCAGAAAUGGGUCAGAACAAGAACAAUUCUUGACACUUUCAGUCCAAAGUGGAACGAGCAAUACACAUGGGAAGUUUAUGAUCCUUGUACUGUCAUAACUUUGGGGGUUUUCGAUAACUGCCAUUUAGGCAGCAAUGCGGCGGCACGUGAUUCGCGAAUUGGAAAGGUGAGGAUCAGGCUCUCAACAUUGGAAGCUAACAGAAUCUACACUCAUUCUUACCCUCUCCUUGUUCUGCACCCGCAUGGUGUCAAGAAGAUGGGUGAGCUUCAGCUAGCAGUGAGGUUCACCACACUCUCACUAGCUAACAUUUUUCACAUUUAUGGCCAACCGUUGCUUCCAAAGAUGCAUUACUUGCAUCCUUUCACUGUCAACCAAGUAGACAAUUUACGCUACCAAGCUAUGAACAUUGUGGCAACCAGACUAGGAAGAGCUGAACCUCCUCUCAGGAAGGAGGUAGUUGAGUACAUGUUGGAUGUUGAUUCUCAUAUGUGGAGCAUGAGGAGAAGCAAGGCGAAUUUCUUCCGAAUCAUGUCGCUUUUCUCCGGAAUGAUCACAAUGGGUCAAUGGUUCAAUCAAGUUUGUCACUGGAAGAAUCCCAUCUCAUCAGUCCUUGUUCACAUCCUUUUCCUGAUACUAAUUUGGUAUCCCGAAUUGAUGCUCCCAACGUUAUUCCUAUACAUGUUCUUCAUAGGCCUAUGGAACUACAGGUUCCGGCCUAGGAACCCGCCUCACAUGGACACUAAACUUUCCUGGGCGGAGGCCGUUCACCCGGACGAACUCGACGAGGAGUUCGAUACAUUCCCAACUUCAAGAUCUCAUGAUGUUGUGAGGAUGAGGUAUGACAGGCUAAGAAGUGUUGCAGGUAGGAUUCAAACAGUUGUUGGAGACAUUGCUACACAAGGCGAGAGACUCCAGUCUCUGCUGAGUUGGAGGGACACAAGAGCAACUAGCCUCUUUAUAGUGUUCAGCUUCUGUUCCGCGGUGGUUCUCUAUGCAACGCCACCGAGAGUGGUGGCUCUGGUGACCGGCUUGUAUUACCUUCGCCAUCCGAGGUUUCGCAGCAAGCUUCCUUCGGUUCCAAGCAAUUUCUUCAAGAGGCUACCGGCUCGAACAGAUAGCAUGCUUUGAUAAUUGUUAGUUGCUCUUGAGUUUUAUGUAUUUAUUGUUUUUCUUUUCUGUAUUUUUACUUCUUCAUAGUUCAUAGUAUAUGUUCUGUUUAAGUUCCAACAUCUCGAGACACCAAAAGAAGUUCUAUCAUCUCAGAAAGUGCCUUUGCUCAUAUAUAGCACCAUGUAAAGAUUGUACCUAUAUGAAUUUACCAUUUUCUUUUAAUAAUAAUCUACACAUAAUUCUAACUUAUAUCAUAAUUUGUUAGUCUAUAAACUAAGUUAGACAAUAACGUAAAUAUUAAAAAAAACGUUUAGGUAACUGUUCUGCACCGAGUGAUGACUCAGCCAACAUGUAGUUUAAGCUCGGAAUGAUUGUUCGGCUCCAGGAAUUCGUCAAUCCUUCCGCCAGUCAAGACGUCGGAGAGAGGACCUGUACAAAACACUCUGACGAUCAAAUAAGUGGAAUUACUUGAAAUAAAAGAUGGAACCUUGCAAUAGUGCUUUUUUUGUUAUCAGUCUUUUUCCUCGUGUCCUUUACUUGAAAUUUUCUCUCCGUUUUAUAGAUGGUUGGUCUCAUGGCUUUUAGCAACGGCUUCGUGAAUUUAUUCUUGCGCCCGUUAAGAUGAUGGAGAUCAUUUAGGUUUGAAAUAGUUGUUCCGAGAUUGUUACGCAUAUAUAGGCUCUAUCCGAGAUAUGAUUGUGUAACCGUUAAACCGAGGUUUUUUCUGGUAUAGUCCAAAGCCCCUCAAGCUUGGCCGGAAGUAUAAACAAGUUGAGCUUGCCAUAGCCAUGAU